Molecule: messenger RNA, 2433 nt
Organism: Haliotis rufescens (red abalone)
Lineage: Eukaryota; Metazoa; Mollusca; Gastropoda; Lepetellida; Haliotidae
Product: transmembrane protein 8B-like
Exons: 12
Coding region: 84-2261 (725 amino acids)
Cellular component (GO): plasma membrane
Source: RefSeq, a predicted model, not a curated record
UGGUAUAACACGAACGGAAAUUAUGAGUGACAAAUCCCUGGUGGUGAAGGGAGGAAGGGGACGCAAAAGUUGACCAAACACACAUGGAAAGAUACGUUGUAUGUAUCUUGAUAUUUUCAGUGGGUGCGUAUGGGGUGGAGUGGCAACAAGCUCUCAAUGUCUACAGCUAUGCCUCCUUCCACUCAGUGACUCCCGUCAAGUACCGCGUCCCGGAGGGAACCAGUCUAGUCACAUGGAACUUCAGAGCCAGUAAAGAUCCCGAAGAUUGUGAUGAUGACCAAGUUGAUGUGUACCUCCAGUAUGGCAGCCUGCCGGUCAUCAGCCCGAAGAACGAGACGUUCCCUGAUCACUUCUACCUCCAACGUUCGCAUCAACAUCAUCUGCAGCUGGUGCCUAACAACAUCAGCGUCCCCGUGUCCGUGUCAUGGCCUACUCCGGGUUACUGGUAUGCCGUCGCCUUCAGACCGUGGCAAGAUACUCGCAUCCAGCAGAAGGGUCUCACCAGAAGCUGUGAGUAUAAAAUCUCUUCCUCUCUGUUCACCGACAUCCAUCCAGACAUAGACACUGUUGCCAUGGGAACAGACAACACCAUGGUUGUUUCCGACUCAGGCCGAACUUUCAGGUUCUAUGUAGGGGAGACAGUGUUACAGUACAGUCUGGGAGUCUCUGGGUGUAACCACACAGACUGCGGCCUACAUGUCACUAUCUAUGAAGCUAACAACAUCUCUGCCAACAGCUCCCUCUGUACUGCCCCGCCAUGCAUGUACACAGUUAUCUCCCCCUGGCUAGGGGCGUGGCAUCAUGUGCAGCUAUUUACAUCUGACCAGGUCGCUGAGGUGACUUUCAAUAUUUCAAGCAUUGACUGUGAUCUGGAGGAGGACGUCAUGGAUGGCAACACAACUGACUUGCCGUCAGCCUCCUCAUGUAACCUGUACCCCAAACUAGAUCGGUUCCAGUACUCCGAUCGAGACUUCCGAGUCGACUAUGUGUAUCUUGUUAAUGACAGCAAGCCAUCCGACAUAUCACUGACCCUGAUGGAUAAUAGAUCAACAGUCAUUCCAUUUGAGCUCAAGGACAUUGUGGAUAUUGGUGGGACUCUUGUCUGGACGGUUGCCAUGGAAGAGGGUGAUGAGGACACAGAUGCUGAGUAUGUCCAGGUUUGUGGGCAAAUCCUUCGGGACAAGAUUCCAGCUCUUGCAUCUGACAACCUAUGUAAUGUCUCCUCCCUGCCCACUAACAUGCUCCAGGUGAACACCAGCACCCCUGAACACAAGGGGCAGGUGCUUGUGCCCUACCCCGAGCCUGGCUUGUGGUCCCUCACCCUCUCGGUGUACUGUUACACAAUGGACAACAGCAGCAUCACCUGGACUCCCUGCUCCAACAACAGCUACAAUGUCAAGAUGAAGCUGGCAACUGACCGCUGUGUGGGCAACACCUGCAGUGGACACGGCAACUGCAAAGAGUACAUUGUCGGCCCAUCCCUCAUCAUCUACUCCACAUGCAACUGUCAGGCCGGUUGGCGGGGCUAUGCGUGCAGUGAUGGGUCGGAGGCAUUCACAGUAGCAUCCCAGCUGGAGGACAUCCUCCUGCUCACUCUCAGCAACUUGUUCUUCCUUCCUGCCAUAGCCCUGGCGCUGUACCGCAGGUUCUACACUGAGGCCCUGGUCUUCACGUACAACAUGUUCUUCUCCACAAUGUACCACGCGUGUGAUGGAGACCGUAUCGCGAUGUACAAGUACUGUAUGAUGGACUACAACAUCCUCAGCUUCUGCGACUUCCUCUCGUCCGUCUGCUCGCUGUGGUUUACCAUCGUUGCCAUGGCGAGGGUACAGGCACCAAUCACAGUCAUCCUCCAGGUGGCAGCACUGCUGGUUCUGCCAAUAGGAGUUCUCAAGGAUCAUACAAGUCUGUGGUUGAUUGUUGUGCCUUUGUUGUGUGGAGUUGUCCUUCUUGCUGUGUCAUGGAGCUUAAAGUGCCGAUCACGCGGCAGGUGCUAUCCUACAUGGAAGAGGUAUGUGUUCUUCCUGCUGCCGGGCGUGGUCAUUGCGGGGUCAGGUGCGGCGGUGUUCUCCUUCGCAGAGACGGUGGAGAACUACCGCUACGUCCACAGCACCUGGCACAUCUGUCUCUUCACCUGUGUCAUCUUCUUCCUCCCCCAGAGAAGAUGGAAAGUAGGUGUAGACAUCAGUAAGAGUUCAACAUCAGAGGGCUCGGUGGAGGAGCUAAUUGCCGUUCAGGACACCGUGACCAGGGUGGUCUGACAACAGCUGCCCUUCAUCAACAACAGUCUGGGAUCGGUACACAUUGCCAGGACUUGGCUGCUUGUAGUAGUUCAGACCAAUGCCGAUUUUAUAGUGCUAGCCCACUGAGAUACCAUGCCACAGUUCAACAUCAAUACCCCACUCAGACACAGUAUACUGACUCCGAGCUGAC